Molecule: messenger RNA, 3266 nt
Organism: Ostrea edulis (European flat oyster)
Lineage: Eukaryota; Metazoa; Mollusca; Bivalvia; Ostreida; Ostreidae
Exons: 15
Coding region: 529-2199 (556 amino acids)
Biological process (GO): protein ubiquitination
Cellular component (GO): cytoplasm
Molecular function (GO): ubiquitin-protein transferase activity; metal ion binding
Source: RefSeq, a predicted model, not a curated record
AAUUACAUUAUGAUAUGGAAGAUCUUAUAGCCUGUUGAUACGGACAUACAGAGACAUAUAUGGAGCAGCCACUUGUAAAUGGUGUUGGAAAUUGAUGGUAUUCCUAUGGAAGGUAAAUACUAUAAAGAAUUGUUCCAGUGUCAGGAUAUGUUUGACGUUGUGGUUUAAUAAAUUCUUAGCAAUUAACAGAGGCAUCCUAGGCAAGUGACUUACUAAAUUGUGUAUGCAAGUGGCAAGCACAAGUCGUUGCAGGCAAGUGGUAUAUGCAACUGGCAAAGGAAAGUGACCAUAAACAGGUGGCAUAAGCAAGUGGCAAGCACAGGUUGUUGCAGGCAGGUGACAGAUACAAGUGGUGAAGGCCAGUGGCUACAAACAGGCAUAGAUCUGACGAGUGACAAGUGCCAGUUGUGCAUAGGGGUUAAACAUUAAACACCAGAUUGUAGACGACUGUAUCAACACGGAAGAGGCCCCUGUAAUGUCUUUAUAUUGGACACAUCGUCAAGUCUUGGGGAAGACGGCUUCACUCAGAUGAAAGAUGUAUUUAAGACUAUACUAGACGAGUAUGCUUGCCAUUCAGAAAUUGAUGAAAAUGUAUGUGUCAUCGUUUGUGGAAGAAAUACCAGGUUUCAACAUUAUUAUUCAAAUCAAUACGCUGACAUUAAAAGGCAUGUCGAUGAUGUGGAGUUUGGGGGGUUGUCUCCUCUGGCUGCUGCUUUUUUCCUUUCCCUAGGAGCAAUUCAAUCUGCUUAUACGAGAGUCAUAAAUGGUUUGCAUAUUCAUCCUCGAAUAAUUCUUAUUUCGGAUGGAAAACCGACAGAUUUUACUCGUAUUAGUGACGCUGAAGACUCGCCUCAAUGUGAACGAGAGGAGGAUAAAAAUCAGCUGCUGCAACUCACAAGAAAGAUCGGAAGGCGCCACCCCAUAUUUUGUAUACCUAUAGGAAAAGACCCGGAUGUGGCAUUUUUGGAAUUUGUCAGCGCUCAUUCAAGAGGAGGAAAAAUAGUGUAUCCGUCAGAAGCUGAACAAUUUGCAAAACAUUCAACAAAUAUACGAGCAGCAUCACUCUUGCAUUUUACGAUGAAGAAUGAUGGUUAUGACAGAGAAAUGAUAUUAACAUUACUAGCAUGCAAUAUGCCCGGAGAAGAAUUCACACAAAUGGACCAGAAUGAUAUAGUUGAUAUAUGCACAAAGAAAUCAUUGUACACUCAUUUGGAUGAAAUAACGGAUGAAGGUUUUGACGAAAUGGAUGAUCUACACAAAGAAAGAUUUUCACACCUACCCUUCCUUGGCACACGAGUUAUAAGAGGACCUGAUUGGAGGUAUAACAACCAAGACAAUUAUGGACCCGGUACAGUUGUUGGACAUUUUAGGAACGGGUGCCUUAUGGUAGAGUGGGAUACUGGGUCGGUAUUUGACUACAGAUACGGGUCAUCAAUCUUUGAGAAAGACAAGUAUGACGUCAUUGUAUGUGAUGAACCACGAAUGCUAGAGAAUGAAUUGAUUGCCGUCGGCUGUUUAGUCAAAAGAGGUCCAGAUUGGAAGUGGGGAAAUCAAGAUGGAGGUGAUGGAACUAUCGGCUCAGUGUACCGAGUCAAAGACGAUAUUAUUGCUUGUGUACGAUGGUCAAACGGUCAGACGUAUGAUUACAGGUUUGGGUAUCAUGGGAAAUUCGACAUUCAAGUAUGCGAUCCCUUCUCGUCAGAAUCAAUGGACUAUUUACAAGAUCAGAAGAGGAAAGCCACUUUGAGUCGAACAUAUAAAAUACCAUUUCAGUCUCCUGGAAAUACAUUCACGGAAGCUCCCCGUGACCAUGAUUCAAAAUUUGAUGAAACACCACGUGACUCUCGGUUACUUAGUCCUCAACGAUUAAAGGUAAUAAAAGGGUGUUAUUUCAAAAACAACAGAACGAAUGAUGAUUUGUCAUCAGAUAAAGAAUCUGAUGAAACAACAGAAUCGUCAUUAUCCAUUGCUGUAAAUCAAUGGAUGUGGAAAGAUUGCGAUGGAAAAUGGAACCCGUACCCCAGAAAGAUAAAUGACAGAAUUAACCAGUGUUACAGGAGAAACCCAAAUUCUACUGUAGUUGUGGCAAUUAAAGAACACUCUUUCAGAGUGGUGAUGUCAAAAAAUAUACAGAUAGACUUAAUGAACAGAGAGACGUUCGAAGUGAAAUUGCUAAAAAAAAUGAAUAGAAUUUGUUAAACUGCAUUUGUUACUUAAAUUCUGCAAAGCUGUGUUUGUCGUCAGUUACAGUUUCACCAACGCUGUAUCAAUCUACAAUGAUAAUAAUAGUAAUGAAAAGCAAAAGAUGUAUAUAGCGCCUUAUAUCAAAUAAAUAACCCUAACGUGCACUCCAAGGGAAAGAAGAGGAAUAAAACAGUGAAACACAAGUAAAUGUAAUUGAUUGACAUUAUGACAUAAGAUUGUAUGUCUGUAAAAUUAAAAUAACAAGAAACAAAGUUACCAGCCCAUGAUUGUUCGUUGCUAGUCAUGAACUGUAGAUCAUCUGUUACUAGACAUGAACUGUAGAUCGUCCGUUACUAGUCAUGAACUAUAGAUCGUCCGUUACUAGACAUCAACUGUAGAUCAUCUGUUACUAGACAUAAACUUAUAUAGUUCGUUACUAGUACAUGUACUGUAGAUCGUGUGUUACUAGACAUGAACUUAUAUCGUUUGUUACUAGUACAUGUACUGUAGAUCGUGUGUUACUAGACAUGAACUUAUAUCGUUCGUUACAAAUACAUGAAUUGUAGAUCGUCCGUUAACAUACAUGAACUGUAGAUCGUCUGUUACUAGACAUGAACUUAUAUCGUUCGUUACUAGACAUGAACUGUAGAUCGUCCGUUACUAGACAUGAACUGUGGAUCGUUCCUUACUAGACAUGAACUAUAGAGCGUAUGUUGAUAGACAUGACCUGUAGAUCGUUCGUUACUGGACAUGAACUGUAGAUCAUCCGUUACUAGACAUGAUAUGCAGAUCGUCCGUCACUAGACAUGAACUGUAGAUCGUCCGUUACUAGACAUGACCUGUAGAUCGUUCGUUACUGGACAUGAACUGUAGAUCAUCUGUUACUAGACAUGAACUGUAGAUCAUCUGUUACUAGACAUGACAUGCAGAUCAUAUGUUACUAGACAUAAACUUAUAUAGUUCGUUACUAGUACACUGAGUGGCCAAAAGUAUUGCAACAAACAUGGUUGACGUCAUCACAAUGUAAAUAACAGCUGCAUGGAAAAACCCAACUUUCAAUGAAAUAAACAUUAUUUAUUUAC